AGCAAAGUCGACAUUGCGCUUGCCGACAGCUCACACCGUCAACAAAAUCCUCACCGAUGUAAACAAAGUAACAAUCUGGUGGCGAAUGAAAAAUGUCCGCGCUGGGCACAAAUUUAGCAUCAAACACGCUGCUUUUCGAUUCGAAAGUGUGCCGCUUGUGCGGCGAACAGAACGAAAAUGGACGUCCAUUGUUUCGGGAACGUGACGCAAACGGUGAAUGUGAAGUCAGCCGGCUGAUUAAUCGGUACCUGCCGGUGAAGGUGCACAACGAUGGUGUGCUACCGCGCUGGAUUUGUCCCGGGUGUCACAUUCAGCUCGAAUCGACGGCUCAAUUCUUCGAGAUGAUCCUGAAGGGCCAGCAGCAGAUAGAGCAGCUGAGGGAGAAGCAACAGCCGGCGCUCGUGAAGAGUGACAGUGCGCGGGUGGAAGACGUUGGCCAGCUGUACGAUAUUAUGGACCCGGAGUGGAACGAGCUGUUUGCCAAACCGGGUAUGAUUAGUGCCGAUAAGGAGGGUCUGCUCGUACCGCUGGAACUGUUCGAACUGGAUGAGCUGUUCAAACCGAUCGAAACCCCACCGAAACCCGCACUGCCCGCACCGCAGCAACCAGCACCAGCAGCGGCCGAAACCUCACCGGAACCGGUGGAAAGCGAAAUUGUACCUGGAACGCAACCAGCCGAGCCGAUCGAGCAGGAGAAAGCGGAAGCAAAGGAUUGGAUCGUAAAGUCGGAAGUAACGACCACCAACCAGGGCCGUGUGAUUGGAUUCGUCCACCACAACCACAGCAAAACCGACAUCGGCAAUCUGGUGCUGGUGGAAGAUGGUAAAGGUAAGAAAAAAAUAAGCGCCCAGUUCGUGUGCGACAUUUGCAGCGAAAGCUUCGCCCGGGAACCACGCUACCUGAAGCACCGCAAAACCCACAGCAUCCUGUUCGAGUGUUCCGCGUGUCUGCUGAAGUUCGGCUCGAACGGAAAGCUGCUGGUCCACCAGCAGCAAACCCUGCACAUCGGGAAGGGUAUGGUGGAAGGCUUGCAGCUACCGACGGACAGCGGUUCGAAGCGAAAGGGAGAGGGCUCGCGGGAGCACAGCGGCCCACCGAAGGAUGGAAGCGAAAUCCAAAGCGCACCACCGAAGGCAGACAAUGUGUACGCGUGCGAUAGCUGCGAUAACACGUUUGCCGGGUUGAACACCGUGCUGGAGCACGAGGAAGCGGUCCACGCGCACGAGAACCAUUCGUUCGUGUGCAUCGAGUGUGGGAAAGCGUUCCGGGAGAAGAAUCUGCUUCACCGGCACCGCCAAACGCACGUCCAGGACCGGAUGCACCGGUGCACGGUGUGUGAGGCGGCCUUCAAAACACGCUCCACCCUGACGAAGCAUGCCCGGUCGCACGAAGGCACCAAACGCUACCGGUGCACGAUGUGCGACCAACAGUUCGCGUACAAAUCCGGCUUCGACAAGCACCUCGACUGGCACAAUGGGGUGAAGCGGUUCGAGUGUGAACACUGCUCGAAGCGCUUUUCGCAGCGUGGAAACUUGAAAGAGCACCAGCGGGUCCAUUCGGGCGACAAACCGUUCCAGUGCGGCGUGUGUGAGGCACGGUUCGGGACAAGCUCCCAGCACAAGGCACACGUAAAGCGGCACGAAAAUGUGCGCCCGUACGAGUGCGAUAUGUGCGACAAGUCGUUCAUCUUGCGCGAACACUACAACACCCAUCUACGCCGGCACCGGAACGAGAAACCGUUCGCGUGUGGCGAUUGUCCACGUUCGUUCGUGGAACGCUGGGCGCUGACGAAGCACGUGCGGACACACACGCAGGAAAAACCGUACAGCUGUAAGCACUGUGGGAAAUCUUUUUCCGACCCGUCGAAUCUGUCACGGCACGUCGGUUCGGUGCACGAGAAGAAGGCGAAGGAUAGUGUGGUGGAGCCGGCGCCGGUGGAGAGUGCUGGCGGUACGAGUGAGGUAAGCGAUGGGACGCUUUUCGAAAUGACCGCCGGAGCAGGUACGAACGCGACCGGCGAGGAAGGAAUGUUGGCCCUAGGGGAAGCGAUCUACAUGGAGCAGCACUAGAGGGAAGCUUAAUAGAACUACUGCAGGUUAGUGGACUCUAUCGGGUGAGGAAGGGGAAGGGUUGAUUAACAGGGGUGAAUGGAGGCUAUAGUGAUCUUUUGGCAGGCGGAAUGGGCUCGCCGAAAUAAGUUAGUUGAAGUGGUAGUACAACCAUUUUGUGGUACACUAGAAUUCCAAAAAGCAUAUAGUAAAUUACAAAGCAAAGUAUUGAAAUUGUA
Molecule: messenger RNA, 2287 nt
Organism: Anopheles stephensi (Asian malaria mosquito)
Lineage: Eukaryota; Metazoa; Arthropoda; Insecta; Diptera; Culicidae
Product: zinc finger protein 260-like
Exons: 2
Coding region: 93-2069 (658 amino acids)
Biological process (GO): regulation of transcription by RNA polymerase II
Cellular component (GO): nucleus
Molecular function (GO): zinc ion binding; RNA polymerase II cis-regulatory region sequence-specific DNA binding; DNA-binding transcription factor activity, RNA polymerase II-specific
Source: RefSeq, a predicted model, not a curated record